CCCCAACCCACACACGAUGGCUGUCGAAUUCCGUGGAGAAAAAUCGACCGUAGCGCCUCUUUCGGCAAAUGUCCUCUUCUCUUAAGGUGCUAGUUCGACAUUCGAAACGUCGCACGAGGAAGGAUGCUUUUUGAGAAAGCUGUCGUAAAUUAUCGCUAGUUUGGGAAAUUUAAAGCGGAAAGACAUUCUGUUGUCAAAUUAAAAUGAAUUUGAGGCUGCAAAUCGAUCCAUUCCAGUGAUUGUGAUAUGAUGUGUCGUGAAAGUAAAUCAAAAUUUCGAUCCUUGGUGCAUGUAGUGAAAUUGGGGUUUCGCUGAGCGAAGAGAAAAUUUUGAUAUCGCCAACAAAAAAUGACAACCAGCAACGAUGUCGAGUGAAAUUUCACCCCAAGUGAGCAGUGAUAAGUGAAGCUCGUAGCAAAACAACAAAAACCAACCCUACCCUACACACCUAGACGAGCGCGGAGUGUCAGAAUCGAUGGUGUUUCAAAUGUCAACAGUGAAUCUGCCCUUCCGGGCCAUUCUGUCAUGCUUGUUGCUGGUGGCCCUGCUGGAUCUUUGCGGGGCCAAUCCGGAUGCCAAGCGACUUUACGAUGAUUUAUUGAGUAAUUACAACCGAUUGAUACGCCCGGUCAGUAACAACACUGAUACGGUGCUGGUCAAGCUCGGACUUCGGCUGUCGCAGCUCAUCGAUCUGAAUCUCAAGGAUCAGAUCCUGACGACAAAUAUUUGGCUCGAACACGAGUGGCAGGAUCAUAAAUUUAAAUGGGAUCCGGCAGAAUAUGGCGGUGUGACCGAGCUCUAUGUGCCGUCCGAACACAUCUGGCUGCCGGAUAUCGUCCUCUACAACAACGCUGAUGGCGAAUAUGUGGUCACAACGUUGACGAAGGCAAUUCUGCACUACACUGGCAAAGUGAUUUGGACCCCACCGGCCAUCUUCAAGUCAUCGUGCGAAAUCGACGUCCGAUACUUCCCAUUCGAUCAGCAAACCUGCUUCAUGAAGUUCGGAUCCUGGACGUACGAUGGAAAUCAGAUCGAUCUGAAGCAUAAAAAUCAACUCAACAAUUCCGACAACAUGGUGAAGAUUGGCAUCGACCUGCGAGAGUACUACCCUAGCGUGGAGUGGGACAUUCUGGGCGUGCCGGCGGAACGUCACGAGAAAUACUAUCCCUGCUGUGCCGAACCGUAUCCGGAUAUUUUCUUCAACAUCACAUUAAGACGGAAGACACUGUUCUACACAGUCAAUUUGAUAAUACCGUGUGUUGGCAUCUCCUACCUGUCGGUAUUAGUGUUCUACUUACCGGCUGAUUCGGGUGAAAAAAUUGCAUUAUGCAUCAGCAUUCUCCUAUCGCAGACCAUGUUCUUCUUGCUGAUAUCGGAAAUCAUCCCGUCGACCUCGUUGGCCCUCCCACUACUUGGAAAGUAUCUGCUGUUCACCAUGAUCCUGGUUGGGCUGAGCGUCGUUGUUACCAUUAUUAUCCUGAACAUCCACUACCGGAAGCCGAGCACUCACAAGAUGGCACCGUGGGUCCGGAAGUUCUUUAUACUGCGUCUGCCAAAAUUGCUGCUGAUGCGAGUGCCAAACGACCUGCUCAAGGAACUGGCAGCAAACAAGAUAAAUUACGGCAUAAAAAUCAGCAAAAGUAAAUUCGGCGCUGCCCUGGCUGCUCACUCACAGAUGCAACCCAACUCGGGUGGAUCCAGUCCGGAUUCAAUUCGGCAUAUGCAGGGCCGACCCGGGGGAUGUAAUGGACUGCACUCGACAACGGCUACAAAUAGAUUUAGCGGCCUGGUCGGAGCGCUCGGUGGCGGCCUGAGCAGUUUAGGCGGCUACAACGGCCUCCCAUCGGUAAUGUCUGGCCUAGACGAAUCGCUGAGCGAUGUGGCGCCAAGGAAGAAAUACCCAUUCGAGCUGGAAAAGGCCAUUCAUAACGUUAUGUUUAUACAGCAUCACAUGCAACGUCAGGACGAGUUUAAUGCGGAGGAUCAAGAUUGGGGAUUUGUGGCAAUGGUAUUGGAUCGUUUAUUUUUAUGGUUAUUUACAAUAGCGUCAUUAUUCGGCACAUUUGCAAUCCUAUGCGAAGCACCUUCGCUGUACGACGACACCAAACCGAUUGACAUUGAGUACUCCAUUAUCGCUCAGAAGCUAUUCAAUCUCACCGUCAAGGAUCCAAGGCUGCAGCAUCCGUAAAGUGCCCUCCCCAAACUGGUGAAAUACUCGAAAAAAGUAAACCACUCCCGCCUAAGGGCGUGAAUUUUUUCCUGCAGCCAAAUAGUGAGUACCUUCCCAAGUCAGUUAGAAAGCGAACGCGAGCUAUCCUAAACAAACAGUGAAGCCAGUCAACGUUAAGCUCAUAAAAAGAGAAAAAAAAUGGCACGGGGGAGUGAGAUUGUGUUAGCGUAGCGCGAAAUGCCGGGAGUUGUUGUAAACCGUAAAUGUAAUCGUAUAUUGAAUCGAGUAAGCAAUUUUUCACAAUGUUACUGAUAAAUGGCAGAUAAAUACAGCCAGCGAAAGCAUAACCACUCAAACACACACACGAACAAAUAAAAACAAACCAAACUCACGCAAAUACUCAAGUACUACCCCCAGAUAUCGAACACGAAUAAAUCCAUGGUUAUAGAAUAGGUAAAUCAAAGUGACUAUCAGCUCAAUCUAACUAACAGCAGAACACAAUUUUUACAGUUUUCAAAUAAAUUAAUCGGGUUUUCACUA
This is a messenger RNA of Uranotaenia lowii, 2710 nucleotides long. RefSeq names its product acetylcholine receptor subunit alpha-like 2 (gene nAChRalpha2). Gene Ontology annotation, cellular component: synapse; postsynaptic membrane; neuron projection. The transcript has 9 exons. The coding region runs from base 476 to 2188 and encodes 570 amino acids. Lineage: Eukaryota; Metazoa; Arthropoda; Insecta; Diptera; Culicidae. Gene Ontology annotation, molecular function: acetylcholine-gated monoatomic cation-selective channel activity; transmembrane signaling receptor activity. Gene Ontology annotation, biological process: regulation of membrane potential; signal transduction; chemical synaptic transmission. The record is from RefSeq and is a predicted model, not a curated record.